GGUCACAUUAUUUACAAAAUCGUCCUGCCUGUAGCAUUAUGGCAAACCCUGGGAGUGUCCUCGUAUAAACCUUCCCUUGUCUGAUAAGGAACUCUGACCAGAAAGGGAGAGUUUCAUCUGACUGUUUUAGCAUGACUUAGCAUUACGGUGUAGACAAAAACUAGCGAAAACCCUAAUUCUCAAUCCUGAAAGAGCGAGCCAGACAAGUGCCCACAAUAUUGAACUGACAGACAUGUGGCUGCCUAUGCUAGGACUGACUGCCCUACCACAUCUAGGAGGGCUCUAUGGAGGCUUCGUCACACGCAAAGAAGUGAAAACUUGGUUUCCCUCUCUUAAUAAGCCAUGGUGGCGCCCGCCCAACUUUGCAUUCCCAAUAGUGUGGACAACUCUCUACACAGGCAUGGGAUAUGGAUCCUACCUGGUGUGGAAGGAACUAGGAGGUUUUACUGAGGAUGCCAUGGUGCCAAUGGGGCUGUAUGGACUUCAACUUGCUCUCAACUGGGCCUGGACACCCAUCUUCUUCGGCGCACAUAAAAUCAAACUGGCACUCAUAGAGAUUGUGAUGCUCACUGGAGCGGUGGGAGCCACCAUGGUGUCCUGGUAUCCUAUCAGUUCCACAGCCACACUUAUCAUGGCACCCUACUUAGCUUGGCUGUGUCUCGCCACCGCACUCAACUACUGUAUAUGGAGAGACAACCCUGAGGAGGAGAAAGAGGAGUAGCGCUAUACAGGCCUUAAACUUGCUUCACUUAAAAAUUCAGAAAUCCUUAUGCUUAAUUUGCAUUUUCUUAACAAUUCAAUUAUAAUCAUAUAUAAUUUCUCAUAUAUUCAAGACACCAUAUAAAAUAAAGGGACAUUUAUGGUAAAAUAUAACGUAUUCAUUUGCUUCUUUACUGCACAUUCCACUACCAUUGCAUCCUUCAUUUAUAUUUUUACUAUACAUUAACACUGAAUACUUGCAAGAUGUAUUUACGAAUCUAUUGGAUGUUGAAACAUUAGACUAGUUAUAUAUAAAAUAAAAAUAUUUUGCACUGGU
Hypomesus transpacificus is the source of this 1036-nucleotide messenger RNA. RefSeq names its product translocator protein (gene tspo). The transcript has 4 exons. Lineage: Eukaryota; Metazoa; Chordata; Actinopteri; Osmeriformes; Osmeridae. The record is from RefSeq and is a predicted model, not a curated record. Gene Ontology annotation, cellular component: mitochondrial outer membrane. The coding region runs from base 233 to 721 and encodes 162 amino acids.